GCUACAAAGUUUGUCUCCUACGGAGGCUUAAAGAAGCUCCGGCCAAGGAGCAGAUUCCUUUUCUCUCUCUGUCUGUGUGUGUAUGUGGGUAGAUCCCAGCAGCAGCGCUUUAGAACCAGCCGCGAGGCGGAAUGCGAGAGUUUCGACUCGGCUUUUCCAAUCCCCUGGCCAAGUCUUCGGAGGACAAGCGGGGAGGAAAGAAACUUGCUGGCCGGGCGGCGGCUCCUAUCCCACUUCCUCCUCCGCAGCUUCUGGCAGACUUGCAGGAAAGGCGCGGGGACGAGGCCGGCCUGUAAUCAGAGCCGCGCAGCUGGAGGGCCUCCUAGCUUCUGGGAAGGCUCGAGACGCCCCCGAGGCAGCGCGGAAGGCAGGGCUCGCCAGCCGCGGGACAAAGACGCUUCCUGCCUCGCCACACCGGCUCGCCUUGCCGCCAUAAUGCCAGAUCAGAUUUAUUGUGAUCGUUUGCGACAGGACACAGCUUUUCUAACCAGCAAUGGCAGACUGAGUGAACAGCUGGUUGAUAAAAUCAUUCUUCAGCUAAAUCGAGUUUAUCCCCAAAUUCUCACCAUUAAAGAAGCUGAAAAGUUUCGGAAUCCCAAAGCUCCUCUUCAUAGUCGGCUAUCAAACCUUAUAGCUCACUUGAAAAAGAAAGGGGACAAACCCUGUCAAGAAUUUUACCGAGCUUUACAGAUCAAUGCUGAACAUCUCUAUAACAACUUGCCAAGCAGGAAAAUUAUAAAAACCUCAGAUUCCACAGGGAUAAACCCUGAGAAGGAGAAAUAUAUUCUAAAUGACAGGGGUCCUACGUUCUUUCUUGCCUGCUUCAGUAUUGCUGCAGGGUUAGCAUUCUUCAUGUAUUGCUGCAAUCCAGACUCCAGAAUUCUGGGAAAAGCCAAGAAGGUGCUGGGAUUUUCCCCAAUUAUCAUAGGAAGACAUGUUAGCAACAUCUGUAUGUUAUACAUGGAAGAUUCAUCAUGAAGAGAGUAAGAAUAAAUGGGGCAGCACCAGAUUUUCCUGCCAAUAGCACGGAUGCUUUGCAAGCAAUUACCUUUUCUUAUACCAAAGAUAUAACUCAGUUGCUUUAGCAGUCUUUGCUGCUUCAAAGGGCUUUCAGAAGAUCACUUGUAUUUGCCUUUUACUUGUGGAGCAGAUUUUUUUUAUUUUUGUACAAGCUUAUUUUUAAAAAUUAUUUAUCACCUUGAUAAAAUAUAUUUUAAUGCAAAUAAGCAUUUUAACAUGCCCUAAUGCAAAGUCUUGAGUGUCAAGUCAUGUAUGUAUGUGUAUAUAUAUAUAUAUGUAUUGCAUUCUGCCAUUUUCUGUUUCAAGAUGAACUGAAUGUUCCUGCUUAGGCUAGUACUGAAUGAUGGAGCCUUGGUGUGUCUCAUUAUUAAGAAGAUAAUGAACUCUACGUGAAAGCUGUACUGAGUGCUCUGCUUCACUGAGAACAAAUGGAAGUUUUCCACGUAAUAUGAGUGACAACCUUGAGUGCUGAUGAUAGAACCCAUCAAGUUUUGUAUAUCAGCUAAUCCAUUAUCGAUUGUUGGGAAUUCUCUUUAUAAAUAGCAAAGGUAUUUAUAAAGAAUAAAUAAAGAUAAAGACAAAAAAAUAAUGUUUGAAAUAAUGUAUAAGCAAUUAUAAGCAGAUGCUAUAGGUGCAAAUGAACCGAAAGCCUUAAUGAAAGAUGGAGUGUAUAGUUUUAUUUUUAAAUGUUAACACUGCAAUCUAUGUUUUUAAUAGACUCCAGGAGUUCACUGAUACGAAUAAUAGGCAAAAAUAAGCAUUUGUUAGCAUUUGCUUCUUAGUUCAACUCUAUAAGAUUUCAUGUUAUGUUCCAGACAGAAAGUUAAGUUUCUGGCCAAGAAUUUAGCCUUUAUAAUGUCAUGCGCUUUUGAGGACCAUAAACUGCCUCACACAUCUGAAGGGUUCUGUUCCAUGAAAAAUUUCAUUUCUCAGAAGCUCAUUUUAUGUGCACAUUCUGCAUUGCAAUUUCAUGGAGCAUCUAGACUGUGUCAUCAUCCUUUAGCCCUUCUGCCUUGUCUUUUUUCACCUCUCUUAACAAGGGUAAUCUCUGUAGCUGGAAAGAACUAAGCACACAAAGCUUCAAAGGUGUGGUAUAAUAUAGGAGACUACAGAUGUCUUUAAAAGCAUAGAGUGCAACACUAGUGAUAUUGAUCUUUGCUCUUCCUCUCCUUAUUUCCAUGAAUUCCUCAGCUGUGAGAAUGCACACUGGAUUUGUACGUGCAUCAUUUCCCCCCCUUUUAUUGGAAUUUGGAAUGUCAAUACAUUAUAGCCUUAAAAUUAAUGCCACAAUCCUGCCUUUCCCUAAUUUUCACCUUUGAUACUCUGAAUAAGUGGAAUCUUUUCUUAGGUGUAUGUAGAAGUGGCCAUCCUUCAACUUUAUAAGGGAUUUUUCCAAAUCAUUGUUUCAGUUAAUCUUCCUUGGUUGUCUUUGAAAUCAUGUUGUUUAAAGCAUUACAACUCUUUGGGGCAUUGAAUGGAAGGUGCUGACUUACUUUAUUUUAAAACGCCCCAAAUCCACUUUUUUAAAGAAGGAAAAGGUGCUACACAAUUGUAUAAAACACUUAUGUGCCUGAUCAUAAUUGCUACUUUCUUUGGAAAAGUGAAGAAGAAUGGUGAAAAAGAGGGUUGAAAUGAACAGGAGUAGCAGAUAGCAAUUGGGAGUAUAAUUCCAGUAACGAUUCUUUGGAAAUGAAUUGAGCAGGAACUGCGUUGCAGUUUUUCAAGCAAAGCAGCAACAUUGAAAAGCAACAGUAUGCAAAAGCUUCACAUCUAAACACAGCCUUAGUCAUUAUAUGACCAGAAGACUUUUCAUUGUUUGGGUUCGAGCAGAGGCCUGGUUCAGAUGAAACGUUGAACUAUCACUUACUAUAUAUCCAUAUGUUGAGGUUCCAUUCACCUCUCCUUUUAUGCCAUGGCCAUGUGGAGUGACUCAGAAUCUUUUAGUUUCAUAUUUUCAGUUGUCCACAUGUUAUUGUUGUGGUCACAGCUUAAAGUUGACUUGUUUUAAGACAAUAUAGGUAAAGUCCUUGAGCUGAAUUCAACUUUACGGACACUUCUUUUUUUCUUGGCAACAACACAAGAUAUUUUUUGCUGAUGUUUUAUUCCAAGAAAAUUUGUAAAUUUCUCAGUCUAGUCGCAAUCCUGGAAUGUCUUGCUAAUCUGACAUUAAAGAACUAUCCAGCUGAGAUCAACCAUCUAGCUGAGCAGAUUCAGAAUAAUGUUGUGAAUUACAGUUUAAUUAAAAAUGCCAGUGAAUGCAUACAUUCAUUGGACAGCCAUAGCCAUGAGGCUGACACAAAGAGCGAAGGACUGAUGCUACUCUUUCUUGGACUUGAAACGGACUGUGCUUCCCUGCCAAAACAAUAGAAACUCUGGUUUAACCAUGGAAUUUGGCUUUUCAUAAAUUUAGAGCAGGGGUGUCAAACUCAUGUCAUCACAUGACAUAUCGGGACUUUUCCUCCCUUCACUAAACCCAGUGUGGGUGUGGCCAGUGCACAAUGCAUCCGGCCCACGGCCCGGAAAUUUGACAGCCCUGAUUUAGAGGCACUUUCUGAAGAGAAAAUAAAGUGAUGCAAGCAGAGAGUAGGGGGUGCUUUAGUGGUGAUUGAAGAUCCAUCUGCCUCUUUUUAGGGACAUUUUGGGUGAAUUGUUUAGCCCUUAAAAAAGAAUUUUCUUCCUACUUUCCUAACUAAAAGAUUUAUACCUGGCAGAAACCUCAUCAUGUAUUUCCUUGAGUCACCACAGGAUGGGGGGAGAGCACUGCAGGAGACGCUUGACUAACUUUGCAUUCAUGUGCAGGAUUCUUAAAAACUGAAGUGUCAGCUACUCCUGCAUAACAGGAGAAAGAAUGCUGUGGCCCUGCUCAGUCAGACCUAAUCAAUUUUAAAGGGAUUCAUCAAUUUCAGAAUGCUUUAUUUCUGGUGAUUAAAGGUUGAUUUAGAAAAGAAAUACAGCUUGUUUUAGUUUCAAAGCUGAUUGUAGUAUAAGGCAUGAAUUAUACACCUGAAAAUCUAUGGAACCCUUUGUAGCAUCAAAGCUCAAAGUGAAAUUCAGCUUUGAAGUUUAUUCCUCCAGUCGAAUUUAAAAGUAUUUUUAUAUGUAAUUUUUAUUAAAAACUUUUAAACCAGAAGGUAACAUCUAACGCAAACUAAUAGAAAAAAAGGGACAAAAGAGAAAUCAAAGAAAAGAAAAAAGAUGUAAGAAAAGAAAAAAAAUGAAGAAAGAAAGAAAGAAAAUACAUAAGGAAAUUGCUUCCAAUAUUCUUCAUAGCAGUUAUGAGCACAAAUGUAUUUUAACUUCUCUAAAGUUACAUUGUGUUAUUUUUCUAUAAUCUUUUCUAUCAUUAACACCAAGUUUUUUUUUUCAUUUUUAUGCAAAAAGAUAAUAAGAGACUUCGAGUCAGUGAGUGGUUUGUCACUGGUUAUAUGACAAACUCUAUAAAAAGAAAUCUUAACGUGUACGUACCAUCAUUCAAGUAGCUUUUGAAAAGAAAACAUGCCUUUCCCCCUCUCUUUAGCCAAAAUUAAAAAAAGUUAUAGUCCAGUUCUCUAAAGGGUAAAGAGAAAAAAAUUCCCAUGAGGGUGUUCUCUGAGUUGUUUGCUUGCUUGCAGACACUUCAUUACUCAAACUAGGCAACAUCAACAGAGUCUAGCAUUAUGAAAUGUCUUCCAAGAAAACAAUCAAGCUCAGAGAAUAUUCAUCUCAACCCUGAGCUACAAAUAUUCUCCUCUAUUGGUAAGAAAGGAUCUAGAAUAUUCUGGUGUUCAGUUAUAUACAAUCUGCAUACAAAUGACAUUAAAGUUUGCUUAAUGUGUUAUUUCUAUUGAUAUCCUUUUCUGUGGAUGUUGUCUUAAUCAGAUCCUGAUAGCAUCUGCACCACAGAGAUAUUCCUAAUAUUACAUUUGAUGAUGGAAGACUCAAGUUGUAUUCUAACCUGAACUGGCAUUAUUAAACUCCUAUUCUGGCUUCCAAAAAUUUUGAUUAAAAUUCCCCAAAGGAAUCAAAUGCCACAUUCACUAGCACUGAUGAUGUUGCUUAACUGGGUAAUGAAUGUUAUAGUGUUGAUGGACCAAUGUGAAAUGAAAGACUAAAACUUCAUAAAGAUGCCCAGACAUUUUCCAUUACCCUUAGAGAAAUUCUUAGGAGGUAAUAAUGUUAAUUAUUAGGUAAUAACGUUAGACCAAAGAGGUCCAGAAUUUUUUCUUUGCGUGAUUAGAUAAAAUAUCUAUUUUAUUAUUUAACAAUAAGAUUGGGAGUACCCUAUUUUCCAGGAAUAAUUCACAUGUCUAUAGCCAUCACUCUCCCCACUGACAAUAUCCUUAGAGCCGCCUAUUUCACAUCAUUAUUAUUUUUCAAUUGUUUAAAUAAUAAACAGGAAGCUGGCAUCUGGUUGGAAGCUGUUAAAUUAAAAAUUAAAAUUAAAAACUGGCAUCUUUAAAGUGUAUUAUAAAGAUUUUAAAAAGUAAAACAUUGUGGUUGGUGCUGAAACCAAAACAUGAGAUUGUUUUAUUUAAAGUGUGUUUAUUUGCCCAAAAAGGGUAAAAAGAUCAAAAGCAUUCUGUACAAUAGAAGAAAACACUGUUGUAUCAACUGAGCAAUACUUUGGUUCUGAUUUCAAAGAACUGCUUCAGAAUGUGGAGGAAUGUGAAUGCAGUAAUUUGUGAAUGCAGCUGUGUGUGCUUUAAUGAAUCACAGGUAAGAACUGUGUUUGUAUUGCUGUCCUUUCCAAUAUUUUUCUUCCAAGUCAGUCUGGAGCAUUGCAUAGCCCAAUGAUGACGAACCUUUUCGGCACCGAGUGCCCAAACUGGAAUGUGCGUGCACGCCGGAGCCCCUGAAACUCAAAGAUCAGCUGGCCGGCGUGCACAUGUGCACCUGGCCUUCUGGUUUCUGGUGCAUGCAUGCAUGCUGGCCAGCUGGUCUUCAUACAUGCCGGAGUGCCGGAAAGCCAAAGACCAAGUGGUUUUUGGGUUUCCGGGGCACCGGCACACACAAAGAUGAGCUGGCCGGCACACAUGCACACACCGGAAACCAGAAGAGUAGUUGGCGACAGCGUGCGUGCCCACAGAGAGGGCUCUGUGUGCCACCUCUGGCACGCGUGCCAUAGGUUUGCCAUCAUGGGCAUAGCCCUAAUAUACUGGCCAUUUCUAUUUGUUUAUUGAAUAAAGUUUAUUUGAAUGCACAAUUUCAGUGCUAUGCAUUAUUAUCUCUAAUUUGGCUGAGGCAUAGAAGUGAUCCAUCUGUUUUCAAAAACAAAAAUAAUACCUUUCAGGUGGCUUGAGAUCAUGAUGCUUGCAAACCAUAUUAAAGAAUAUUGAAUAUUAAAAAACAAAAACAAAAUGACAUGUGGUAGUAGCUUUAUCUGCUGGGUGAUGCCAGCCAUAAUUCUCUAUGCUGCCUAAACAUUGCAUGUAAAAGUAAAUAAGACAGCUGUACAAUAUAUGUGGAAAUUGCUAUAUAUUUAGUUUAAAUAUUCAAAUAAUCCAAUGAUGGCCUAAAAUACUUUUUGACCAAUUCUAAAAAAAGUUUUUGGUUCCAUUCAAUCCACAUAAAUACAAUGUACUAUACAUGGUAUCUUGAAACCCAUCAGUUCCAUUUUUUAAACCAGAUUCCAGGUGAUAUUCAUGUGGCAACCUUAGAAGUUUUUUAUCAUUUUUUAAAAAUUACCUUUUAAAAGUGGUUUUACGGAUACAGUCUCCAGGGAGAGAAAAAAAGCUGCUGCCCUCAGGGACUGACCUGAUGACCCAAUGUAGCUUUCAAAGACUUUGAGGACAAUAUAGUCAUUUGCAUUUUUAAAAAAAAUGUUGGAAACAGCUGCUAUAGAUUUUUUUUAAAUGUUAGUGAGAGAUACGCUAAAGGAGAUGACAAUUCUAACAUCAAAACAGUUUUCCAAUUGCUCUACGCGGAUGCAUUAAAAGAAUAGAUAUCUAUUAGGGCUCUGUGGUGGUCAGGAUUUGAAAGGGAAAACUGAUGUUACUGUUUCGGUCACUUCGGUGCAAGGUCACUCACCAUAGCAGGUGAGUGACCUUGCAAACUGAAAAAAGAAGAAAAGAAACGUGAUUCCAGUGUCACACACAUCACAUCAGUCUUUUGUAUCAAUCUAAGAAAAAAACAUGAUUCCACAGGAGCCAGCCAAUCAAUAUUGUAGUAGUCUUUGAAAUUUGCAAAAUAACUUUUUCCCCUUCAGAGUCUCCAUCUCAGUGAAUCAGGUAAAAUUUUGAAGUGUAUAAUGAGGGAGUUCGCAGGAGAGAUUGAUUUUUAAAAUAGCUAAUAGGAAUAUGUUGCAUUAAAGGCAGCCUUUUACUUUUUUUUAUGCCCAGAUUCCCAGGAUUUUAUAACAAGCCAUAUUAAGUAUCAGUAUCGGUCUCUGUGUGCGUCAAUAAGCAUUAGAUUUGCGAACUUUAUUUUUGUUAUAUUACUAUCUUAUGUUAUUUUACUUUUAAUCUAUAAAUGGAAGGGGAAAAGAGAGAAAUGAAGUAAAAAAAAUUAAAAAUAAAUGUGCCUGUAAAAAUAAAUGUACGUACAAGGUUCUUCUCAAUAAAUGUCCAGCAUGAAUGCAGGUUCAGGGGAAAGUUUUUCUCAGACCGUAUGUAACAUGUGCAUAAAGUACUUGUAUUCUUAUUUAUAAUGAGUGUUUAAUGUACCUGGUUGUAUGUUAUGAAAAAAAAUUAUGUGUGUAUAAAAUUAAAAUUUUAAAACCAAAUUAAACAUAA
Molecule: messenger RNA, 7730 nt
Organism: Pantherophis guttatus
Lineage: Eukaryota; Metazoa; Chordata; Lepidosauria; Squamata; Colubridae
Gene: CARD19
Product: caspase recruitment domain family member 19
Biological process (GO): regulation of apoptotic process
Cellular component (GO): mitochondrion
Source: RefSeq, a predicted model, not a curated record